Symbiodinium sp. CCMP2592 is the source of this 4089-nucleotide messenger RNA. The record is from the annotation of a GenBank genome assembly. NCBI's taxonomy places the organism in Eukaryota, Dinophyceae, Suessiales, Symbiodiniaceae.
AUGCCAGAGCCGGAUACAACUCCUAUACCUCCCGUGCCGGAGCCGAGCACGGCCCCUAUGAGCGUGGAAGCACAGGAGGAGGAGACGGACGAGGACGAGUGUUGGGGCAGGUGGAGACCAACGUCGAGCACCACAGCCUCCAACAUUGCUCCUGGCUCGGGUGCGCCCGCAGCCAGCUCCCAGGGCGCCGUUAUGCAGGAGAAAAUUGCGGAUCUAGCCCAGUUCAGGCAGCGAGCCAGCGAAAGGCUCAACAGCUAUGGUGCCAAGUACGCCCCCAAAGGGGCCAGCAACAGCCUCUACUCCAAAGACACCGCCAAAGAGUCAGCCAAAGGCCGCGCCAGCGCCGCCCAACAUCUGGACAGCACCACCUCCACCGAGGGCCGCUCCGAAGGCUGCCGCUCCAAAGGUUCCAAAAGCAGCGGUUCCAAAGCCGCCGAAGGGUCCGAAGGCAGCGAUUCCAAAGCCGCCGAAGGGCGCGACUACAACAACGCCGGCUCCUUUGACAACGCCGGCUCCUGUGACAACCCCGGCUCCUUUGACAUCGCCGGCCGCGGCUCGAGCAAAGGCCAGUGCUCAAGCAAAGGCCGCUUCGACAAGGAUGCCGAGCCCUCCUCCAGCGCCCAAGGUGGAGAACACACCUCCGCCGCCGUUGGUGCCUAUGCAGGUGUGGGCCAGGCCUACUUCGACACCGAGACCUACCUCUGUGCCGGUUCCGGCGCCAUUGCCGAAGAGGGUGUCAUUGUCGGCAUACACGAAGCCAUGCGUGUUAGCUACACUUCUUGCUCGGGAGAGGCCCUAUCCACCGCGACAGGAGAGCUGCGUCCCCUGCUCACUCUGUUCGCAGAUGACACUCUGGGCCAAUGGGAGAUACAAUGCAAAGAGCACCUGUCCAUGGCAUUGACCCAGGUUGCCUUCCUACUCGACUUCUUGAAGGCACACAACCUGUGUGCCAACACAGAGAAAUCGGUGAUCCUCAUCAAGCUUGCAGGUGCCAAGCAUGUGUCGCUCUGGAAAAAGCACACAACGCACGACCCCGAGCUGGGACUGUGCGCCAGAAUUCCGUGUCAGGGGCAUCCUGUAUUGCUUCCUGUCAAGUCCAAGCACAAAUACCUAGGAGUAAUGUUGUCUUAUAACCACUUGGAACGUGAAACGGCUGCAUAUCGAACACGUUGCGCCCAGGCCAGUUUCGCGAGGAUCCAGGUGGCUACUAAGCGCACCAGUAGACUUUCUUUGCGCUGCAGGGUUCGCUUGUGGAGGGCAGUGGUGUGGACCACGCUGUGCUACGGCAUUGAUUGCACAGGCCUCGACAUUGUUGGACGCCGUCAGCUUUAUGCCACGGCUGUGCGACACUUGAGAGCUAUGGCCAACUCGCCGUCUCACAUCAGCAAGGAAACCACCUCGGCCCUUCUGCUCAGGCUGGAGCUGCCACACCCUGCGGAUAUGCUACUGGACAAGGCAAAGGCCAGACAUGAACGCACUAGUCAAUCACAGGUCUUCGCAUUGCAGCCACAGGGCCUGACACAGGUUUGGGAGGCUGUUCGGAGCUCACUUGAAGUGCCAGGUAGGAAGCCCCCUACUCCCUCCCAACCAGCCGUUGCGGUGACACCGCCGGCUGUGCUGUCUGCUGUGAUACAGGAGGACAAUUGCCCACCUGAGCCCACAGCUCAGAAUAGCCCGGAGGACCCGGUAGCCGUGCUAAACACAACACAUUCUGAGGUCCCGACCCCCACUGAGACGAUACCUUCGGCUCCGAUUGAAACGGGUGCCCAUGCUGACCUGGUGUGUCCUGUCUGUGACUACCAAGCUGCUGACACCACGGCCUUGAGGUACCAUAUGACCUCGAUUCACGGCCUUUCUGAGAGGGAGCUUGCCAUGGCCACAGCUGCACCGUUCAAGUUCGAAGAACAUUCGUACGCGGGCAUGCCCACUUGCAAACACUGUCGUAAGUCCUUCUCUGGCAUACCUCAGUUUCGUAGACAUAUCGAGGCCCAAGCAUGCCCUGUCCUGCACGGAUACACGAACAAUAGCAGGGAUUACGGACAGCAUCCGCCGCUCCCGAAAGAAGCGAGCACUGAAAGCACUCCGCUCAGGGACAGGCCGAGCACGAUCCAACAUCUCAGCGAGGGGGGCUGGCUGCAAUUGGCUCAAUCCCCAGGAUUUAGAGAAGUUGCACUGGCACACUGCCCGCUUUGUCACCUUUGGGUUGCCAACAGUAGCGGUCAAGUCAAGAAGCAUAUGCGCACAAAACAUGGGGACCAACAGGACUUGAUUCAAGAGGUCAUUGAAGUCUGUCGUAAGUCGUCUUACUUUAUCCAAUCCCCGUGCCAGUUGUGUGGCAUUGCUUGGAAGGGGGCACGAAUCCGCCACCGCGAGGCCUGCGCUGUGCUCUUUGCUGCGCGGCUGCUAGCUGCACACCACGGCUAUGUUUUCCGAGAUGAGCAUGGAACCCGAGCCAUCGCCUCUGAUGGAGUUCGAGUCGGUGUUCAACCAACCGCUGCCGAGCCCGUUCCCGUCCUUCCGCCACCCGCCGUCGGCACACCCGAUGGCAAGGGUCAAGGAGGGCACGGCGGCUAUUGGGGAAAGGGCCCGAACAAGGGCAAAGGAAAGGGCACUCAUCAGACACCGUGGCAGUCGUCUCAGGAUCCCUCGUGGCAGCUGGCACCAACGUCGUGGCAUCCGAGCUAUCCGAGCUACCAAGGCUAUCAGGGCUACUCGGACAUGUAUGUGACACAGCAGGAGAUCCAGCUGCUUCGGCAGCUGCUGGUGCGCCACGAGUGGGAGCUAGCUGCUCUCCGUGUGGAUCGAGGGUUCGUUCUCCACAUGAGGUCGGGCCCGGACGGCAUCCUGAGAGAGGUGUUUCAAGCGAGCAAGCUUUGGAACGAGGCGAAGACCCAGGGUACCCUUCAGAAUCUUACAUUGCGCCAGGCUCUCCUCAUGAAGGUCUUCACUGUCCUGAAGGAUCGAAUGGAGCAUAUGAACGAGGGCCACAUCGCCACAGCCCGCAAGCACGGUUGGCUCAGCCGGGACGGUAUGCAAUGGCAGUAUCUGAAGUGGUCACAGACUCACGAGAGCCUCAUUCCGGAGGAUCCAGUUCGACAGGUCCCACACGACUCCCUGGUGCAGCACAUCACAUCGAUCCUUCGAGCGUUGAACAUGGACCACAUGAUCCACCGCUUUGCAGCGACUCGCAAGCUGACAGAGAAUGUGGAGAACACGAUGCCAUUCCUGUUGCAGAUCUCCCUUCAGGGCCAGACGUCGCACCAACUAUUUCAGGCUCUUCAGGACUUGUGCGGAGCGGGAUGUCUUCAGCUUAUCGGCAUGACAAUGCGUCGCGAGCGCCUGGAGUUGCAGCCACUAGCCAAAAAGUUGAACUGGUGUCCUCUGGGAUCAUCGCUGCGAUCCUUGGUUCAGGCUGGCAGAGCAGUUGACAUUUGGUCUGUACUGCCUUGGAUUAGUGCCACCCGUACCUGGCGAGCACCUCGGAGGCAGCAUGACAUUGCGGAGUUUUUGCUCUACAUGCGUCCACGGCUCAAUGCUUCAUUAAUCGACGGUUCGUGGGGGACUGUGGGGUCCGCGCCCCAUCGUGGCUUGGAGGUUGUGGAUGAGGGCCACACGUGGCCCAUGCUGCUUGCAAACAGGCCCGCAUCAGCCGCCGAUGAUCCCACACCGUGUUCGGAGUGCUGCUUGCAAGACUUGAUAUCGUGCUGGCAUCAACAGGCGGAACCACAGGCUCUCCUGAAGCCGCCAAAGUUUUGUGCGAUUCAAGUGGGCCGUUUUGACAGCACGAAUGAUGGAGCUUGCAUUAAGACCGACUUCAAGCUUUGCCUGGAGCCCUUAGUGCACAUUCCUGCUUUUCGCGACAAUCUGCAAGAUGUGUACUUCGUUAAGUACUUUGUGAGAGCUUGUGCAGGGCAUCACGGUCCCACACCCGACAGCGGUCACUAUCGCUCAAUUUUGAUGCCACCGAAUGGCGUGCUUGCGCAGUCCUUCUACACUGAUGAUAACGCCACGGCUCGCAAAGUAAAGUCCUCGGAGCUUGUGGGGAUCCAGCAAAACGCAUACAUCAUUUUCUUGCAGCGCGCCGACUGA